AUGGGCUGCGCGGUGAGCACCACCGGCGAGAAAGAAGCCGCGGAAAGGUCGAAGAAGAUCGACAAGGAUCUGAGAGCCGAUGGCGAGCGGGCCGCCAGUGAGGUCAAGCUCCUCCUGCUUGGGGCUGGAGAAUCUGGAAAGUCUACUAUAGUGAAACAAAUGAAAAUUAUCCAUGAAACUGGCUAUAGUAAAGAAGAAUGUGAACAAUAUAAACCUGUAGUGUGUAGUAACACUGUUCAAAGCCUUAUGACAAUAAUUAGAGCCAUGGGACAGCUUAGAAUUGACUUUGCAGACCCUAAUAAAGCGGAUAUAGCACGCCAAUUCUUUACCCUAGCUUCUGCAGCAGAGGAGGGUGAGUUAACUGGGGAACUGGCACUAUUAAUGAAACGAUUAUGGCAGGACGCUGGAGUACAGCUCUGUUUCACACGUAGUAGGGAAUACCAGCUUAAUGACUCGGCAGCAUAUUACCUUAAUGCUUUAGACCGCAUAGCACAACCUAAUUAUAUUCCUACACAGCAAGAUGUCCUUAGAACACGUGUAAAAACAACAGGAAUUGUAGAAACAAACUUUUCUUUUAAGGGCUUACAUUUUAAAAUGUUUGAUGUUGGUGGUCAAAGAUCAGAAAGAAAAAAAUGGAUACACUGUUUUGAAGGGGUUACUGCUAUUAUUUUUUGUGUUGCAUUAAGUGGCUAUGACUUGGUUCUUGCUGAGGAUGAAGAAAUGAAUAGAAUGAUAGAGUCAAUGAAGUUAUUUGAUUCUAUCUGCAAUAGUAAAUGGUUUGUUGAAACAUCAAUCAUUUUAUUCUUAAACAAGAAGGAUCUUUUUGAAGAAAAGAUUACCAGGAGCCCACUGACCAUUUGUUUCCCAGAGUAUAAGGGUGCCAACACUUAUGAAGAAUGUGCUUCUUAUAUUCAAAUGAAAUUUGAGAAUUUGAAUAAAAGGAAAGAUCAAAAACAAAUUUAUACACAUUUUACAUGUGCCACUGACACAUCUAAUAUACAAUUUGUAUUUGAUGCUGUAACUGAUGUCAUAAUCAAAAACAAUUUGAGUAAUUGUGGUUUACUAAGUUAAACAUUCCAAUACUCUAUGAAUUCAGAAAGGGUAGAUUGACAUCUGAGGUUCAUAAACCUAUGUGAAUGCA
Molecule: messenger RNA, 1141 nt
Organism: Habropoda laboriosa
Lineage: Eukaryota; Metazoa; Arthropoda; Insecta; Hymenoptera; Apidae
Gene: Galphai
Product: guanine nucleotide-binding protein G(i) subunit alpha
Exons: 4
Coding region: 1-1071 (356 amino acids)
Biological process (GO): adenylate cyclase-modulating G protein-coupled receptor signaling pathway
Cellular component (GO): heterotrimeric G-protein complex
Molecular function (GO): GTPase activity; GTP binding; G protein-coupled receptor binding
Source: RefSeq, a predicted model, not a curated record